UCCUUAACAGGAAGUGACGAAAGUAGCCACGAGCGUGACGAACGGCUCUUUCGAAAAUACAACAAGGAAGUUACGGUUUAUUGUGAAGGAAAAUAAUCGCUGGAGAAAAAAAAUCUCCUAAAACCGGGGGUCCCUUCGCUCGGUUGCUGGGUGUCCGGGGGGGACGAGGUCACCGUGGACUUUCCCGAGAGCCCGUUUCCGAUCGUCUCGAGGAAUUCUGCUUGUAGCCAGCUAGCUAGCUAGCGAUGAACACGGACGUGGAAUUUCACAUCAGGCAGAAUUACCCGUGGAACAAGCUCCCAGCUAACGUCAAACAGAGUUUGGGGAACUCUCAGCGCGAGUAUGAGAAGCAAGUGCUCCUGUACAGCAUCCGCAACCAGCUGCGAUUCCGCAAUAACCUAGUGCGCCAUGUGAGGAAGGAUGAGCGCAAAUAUUAUGAGGAGCUUCUGAAGUACAGCCGGGACCACCUGAUGCUGUACCCCUACCACCUGUCUGACAUCAUGGUCAAAGGGCUACGAGUCACUCCGUUCUCGUAUUACAUAGGAAUCAUGGAGGAUAUUAUGAACAGUGAGAAGAGUUACGACUCCUUGCCCAACUUCACUGCAGCUGACUGUCUAAGGCUACUUGGCAUUGGGAGAAACCAGUACAUCGACCUGAUGAACCAGUGCAGGUCCUCCAAAAAAUUCUUCCGCAGGAAAACAGCACGGGACCUACUGCCGGCCAAACCAGUCGAGAUCUCCGUGGAGCCGUGGUGGGUGGCACAGACAGGCUACAUCACCGAGGACGACAUAAGGAUCUGUUCUCCCUCUGAGAAGAAAGCCAUUGAUAAGAUGAUAGAUUCUGGUCCUCAGCUGGCCGGAUCCAUGGAGUACAACGUGGUCUUAAGUUUGUACAACCGGGGAUUCAUCUACUUAGAUGUUCCCAUAUCUGAUGACAGCUGCAUCUCAGUGCCCCCACUGGAAGGGUUUGUCAUGAACCGGGUCCAGGGUGAUUACUUUGAAACGCUUCUGUACAAAAUCUUUGUGUCCAUCGAUGAGCAAACAAACGUAGCAGAGCUGGCAAAUGUGUUGGAGAUCGACUUGGACUUAGUGAAGAACGCAGUGUCCAUGUACUGUCGCCUCGGCUUCGCCGUGAAGAAAGGUCAGGUGUUCAGCUCAGACCAGCUCCACCCCACCUGGAAGAAUGCCCCAUCUGUUAACAGGCUCAAGAGCACUAUGGACCCCCAGAAGAUGCUGCUGUCCUGGGAGCAGGGCAGUCCUGUAAUGGAGGGAGGCUCCUCAGCCACAGAUACAGACACCACUAGCCUGGAAGACCAAGCAGACACAGCUAGCGUUAGCAGCCUGAGCAUCCCAGCUGCACCCACCAAGAGGAUCGCCUUCCUUUUUGACUCGACCCUUACAGCCUUCCUGAUGAUGGGCAACUUAUCGCCGAACCUCAAGAGUCACGCUGUGACCAUGUUUGAAGUGGGAAAACUGUCGGAUGAGACUCUCGACAGCUUCCUGGCUGAGCUGGAGAAGGUGGAGAGCACAGCAGAGGGCGAGGCUCAGCGUUACUUCGACCACGCUCUGACCCUGAAAAACACCAUUCUCUUCUUGCGCUACAACAAAGAACUCACUCAGGACCAGGGACCUGAUAUUCCAAACAUAGGUUUCCCCUUGGACAUGUUGCGCUGUGAGAGCCUGCUGGGUCUAGACCAGGCCACCUGCAGCCGCGUCCUCAACAAGAACUACAAGCUGCUGGUCUCGAUGGCACCGCUCAGCAACGAGAUCAGACCCAUCAGCAGCUGCACCCCUCAGCACAUUGGCCCAGCCAUCCCUGAGGUGAGCUCCAUCUGGUUCAAGCUGUACCUGUAUCAUGUGACUGGCCAAGGCCCGCCGUCUUUGCUGCUCUCCAAAGGCUCCAGGCUCCGUAAACUGCCGGACAUUUUCCAGGUCUAUGACAGGUUAUUGAUAACUUCCUGGGGUCACGACCCCGGAGUGGUCCCUACGUCCAAUGUGCUGACAAUGCUUAACGAUGCCCUCACACACUCUGCUGUUCUCAUCCAGGGUCAUGGUAUGCAUGGGCAUGGAGAAACGGUGCACAUCCCAUUCCCUUUUGAUGAGGAGGAUCUGAAGGGAGAGUUCUCCUACUCCAACAUGUGUGUGCACAAGGCACUGCAGAAGCUGAAGGAGCAUGUGGAUCUGGAGCACCAGUGUGGCUACAUCACCAUGCUCAACUCCAACAACAGGCACCGCCGCAGGCCCAGCGACAGCACUGAGUGCAGAGGAGACACCCAUCUAGGUGGAGGCUUGGACACUAAUGGCAGCACUGAGUCCUUUGAGCUUGUGACAGAGGAGAACAACGGUGAAGGCAAAGGAAAGACGGACACCCUUUCAUCUGAAGACGAGUGGGUCCCUCUUGAACUGUGCUUUGGCAUGCCCCUCUUCAGCUCUGAGCUCAACCGCAAAGUGUGUCGAAAGAUUGCUUCACACAAGCUCUGCAGCAACGAGAGCCUUCAAGAGCUACUCCACUCGAGCCGAAAACUGUCACUCAAGGUGUUGAGCUUCGUUCAGUCAUUCCAGGAUGGCAGCCAGCCCUCUGACCUGGACAGCGGCGUGUCCAACCCUCUCAGCCAGCCCCCGCCAGAGUCCGGUGUCCCCUGCCCGCCCUCAACCUCUUCUUCAAGGACGGGCAGCUGAAGGAAUGGAGCGGGCGCGCCCCUCCUCCUCUAGACAUCUCAGCCCUGCAGAAAGACCAACUGACAUAAAGCAUCAGCAAAACUUCCAGAUUUAGGAACGAGGAAACAACGUCCCAACGACGGGGGCUAAUGUCUUUUCGCAGCGUCACGUCUCACUGAGGAAAUUCCUGUUCGUGGUUCUAGCCCUGCAUCUUUAAAUCCAGUCACAAGGAAACUCCCUCAUUCGUAAGCCCCGCCUUCUUGUCCAUCAGUAUCCAGUCAUGGGAUAAUUGGCCCCGUCAGCACUUUGUCAUUCACCUACUGUAUGAGGAAUCAUCGACACUAGUACCAACCCUCUUUGCUGUCCUCCCUCCCUCCCCUCUGUGAUUCCUCGUAUUCGUAGCAAGGCAGUGUUAUCUGUUGGAGUGGUGCUAUUAUCACACUAUAUCACAGCGAUGCAGGUAAACAUCAUUUAACCUGGAAGACCAUCUAACUGGAAACAAAUGCGCUGUUUUCCCACUGACUCCACCCCACCCCCACCCCUUCAGUCGAUGGAUGUUUUGUGACCCUUGAGAGCAGAGUGUAAAAUGGUUAAUAUUGCAUAGAUGUUCUAAAAAAAAAAAAAAAAAAAAAAAAGACCUAUAAAAUAAACAUUGAAGUGUUGAACAGACUUCUUCAGGAAUCAUUUGACAAUAUGCAUAUUCUAGGACCAAUUCUUUGGACUUUAACCAGGUUGAUAAGACCCCGCUGCCUCCCUGUAUUGUCUCAUGUUAAGUGAUCUAA
This is a messenger RNA of Oreochromis niloticus (Nile tilapia), 3439 nucleotides long. RefSeq names its product family with sequence similarity 91 member A1 (gene fam91a1). Gene Ontology annotation, cellular component: cytoplasmic vesicle; trans-Golgi network. The record is from RefSeq and is a predicted model, not a curated record. The transcript is spliced from 24 exons. The coding region runs from base 246 to 2678 and encodes 810 amino acids. NCBI's taxonomy places the organism in Eukaryota, Metazoa, Chordata, Actinopteri, Cichliformes, Cichlidae. Gene Ontology annotation, biological process: intracellular protein transport.